UGCCGAAACUAUCACAAAAACUUGAAAACGCAACGCCUAAAAAUGUUUUCUCUUUAACCUUUUUUUUCUUUCUCUCCUCCUUCGUAACAUUUUCCAAAGAAGCAAAUCUGUCGCUUGAGAGAUGAGGAAGAACAAUAAGAUCGGAAGCGUCGUACGGAUCCGUCAGAUGGUGAAACAAUGGCAGAAGAAAGCUCACAUCGGAUCCAACAAGGAGCCUGUUUCCGACGUUCCUCCAGGCCACGUGGCCAUUUCCGUCGGCGAGAAUCGGCGGAGAUACGUCGUCCGCGCGAAGCAUCUGAACCACCCGAUCUUCCGACGGCUCCUGGCGGAGGCGGAGGAGGAGUACGGGUUCUCCAAUGUCGGUCCGUUAGCGAUCCCCUGCGACGAGUCGUUGUUCGAGGAGAUCAUUAAGGUCGUGAGCCGGUCGGACUCGUACGCGACGUUGGAGGAUAUCAGGAGAUGCAGACACGUGGGGAUGGCGAAGAAGCUGGAGUAUCUAUGCGAAUCUCGGCCGUUGCUUCCUGGGAUUGCUGAAAAACCUGUAUGCUAAAGGCUAAAACCGGAAUCAAUUGAGUUUGCAAACCGGAUUUGAAUUGAAUGCUUUGGUUAGAGAGACUUUUUUCAAUCUCUCUAAUUAGAGAUUUGGUUUCCUUUUAAUGUCUUUUUUAUAUUUAUUUUCGUUUUUGCUAAUUUGAUGAUUCUAGUUUGGCAGGGAAAUUAAGGAGAUGGCAAUUAGGGGUUUGAUUGUUUUUUUAUUUGGUUUAUCGCUAAUGUCAUCCCAGGAUUGAAAGAAAGGUUGAAGGAGGUUGUGUUUGGUUAGAGAUCCUCAGUUUUAGAUUUAGAUGUUUUGGAUUUAGUCAAAAAUCCAUUUUUAUUUUGUUUUUGGCUAUUUUCAUUUUGUAUGUUCAGAUUUCUGGAUUUUAACUGAGGAAAUAAUAAAGAAAUUUGAAGA
Messenger RNA from Brassica oleracea var. oleracea, 952 nucleotides. RefSeq names its product auxin-induced protein 6B. The record is from RefSeq and is a predicted model, not a curated record. Bases 122 to 550 code for a protein of 142 amino acids. Gene Ontology annotation, biological process: response to auxin. NCBI's taxonomy places the organism in Eukaryota, Viridiplantae, Streptophyta, Magnoliopsida, Brassicales, Brassicaceae. The transcript has a single exon.